GUUGUGUCUGUUGUAGGGUGCUGAGGAGGUUCUGGAGAGCGGCCUGCUCCUGGAAGAGUCUGGAAUACUGUACGCUGGACUGGAGCGACACACGGAGGACUGGAGCGUCGAGCCGCGCUGUAGUUUGAAUGAUAGUGAAUCUGAGGAGGUUCUGAACGCCAUGAACCCGAACGAGAUGUACACGUCAGCGGUGUGUGAGAGCGACAGCGGUCUGUCUGAAGAUCAGUCCUCAGACGGAGCCCACGAGCAGAACCUCGGUAACACCGUCUAUCAGGUGGUGUAUGACAUCAGCGGUGUGGGCGGAGCCUCGGAGCAGCAGACGCCACAGAUGGACGUGAUCUCCAUCGAGCUGGAUGAGUGGAGCUCUCAGAUGCUGCUGGCCGACUCGUGUGUGGUCAACGAGCUGGUGUCGUCUGUCAAAGUGGAGAACGUUUCUGCUCACCACGUGCAGAACGUUCAGAACCCCGAUGGUUUUAUGGUUUAUCCUGAUCUCCAGCUCACAGAGGAGGAGCAGAAGCUGCUGGAUCAAGAGGGAGUCUCACUGCCCAACAACCUGCCCUUAACAAAGACUGAGGAGAGAAUCCUGAAGAAAGUGAGACGGAAGAUCCGGAAUAAACUCUCGGCGCAGGACAGUCGCAGGAGGAAGAAGGAGUAUAUCGACGGUCUGGAGAGCAGGGUGGUGGUGUGUUCAUCUCAGAAUAAAGAGCUGCAGAGAACCGUCGAUCAGCUGGAGAAACACAACGUGACUCUUGUGGCUCAGCUGCACAAACUUCAGGCUUUGAUCAAGCAAACGGCCACCAAAGCGGCACAGACGAGCACGUGCAUCAUGAUCCUCCUCUUCUCUCUGGCUCUGCUCGUCUUCCCCAGUUACAGUCCGUUCAGCCGUCGUUCUCCGUCAGCGGAGGACACUUACGCUCCGGCCGCCGUGAUUUCCAGAAGCAUCCUGAAUGAGCUGGACUCUCUUCCGCUCCUGGAGGAUCCUGUAGAAGAUGAUCCGAUGUCUUCAGAGGCUCUGCCGCCCGCAUCAGCACACAGACCCGCAGACGCAGACGCAGACGCAGACGGGCCGCAGGACUGGAGCGGAGACCAGAGGAACGGCUCGGCCGCGGCGGAAGGAAACGCAGACGCAGACAAACCGCCGCACGCUGAUGAAAUAUACAGGUGUGUCUGAGCCUGCAGCGCUCUUCGUCAUCAUCAUCAUCAGAGGAUAGUCAUUAUGUGCUUUAGUGAGUCACAACCCAACAAUAAUCAUAUCAAUGUUUGAUUUAAGGAUUCGUGUUUGUGCGUGGUUUUUUGUUAAGUAAGUUUUUACUCCUCUGACACGGAUCGGAUAUCAUUGCGCACAUGAGUGAGAUUUGAAAUCAGCUUCAAAUCUGAUUUCUGAAGAUCAUGUGACACUGAAGACUGGAGUAAUGAUGCUGAAAAUACAGCUGCGCAU
This is a messenger RNA of Sinocyclocheilus grahami, 1438 nucleotides long. RefSeq names its product cyclic AMP-responsive element-binding protein 3-like protein 4. Gene Ontology annotation, molecular function: RNA polymerase II cis-regulatory region sequence-specific DNA binding; DNA-binding transcription factor activity, RNA polymerase II-specific. Bases 161 to 1171 code for a protein of 336 amino acids. The record is from RefSeq and is a predicted model, not a curated record. NCBI's taxonomy places the organism in Eukaryota, Metazoa, Chordata, Actinopteri, Cypriniformes, Cyprinidae. The transcript has 10 exons. Gene Ontology annotation, biological process: regulation of transcription by RNA polymerase II. Gene Ontology annotation, cellular component: nucleus.